Molecule: messenger RNA, 570 nt
Organism: Magallana angulata
Lineage: Eukaryota; Metazoa; Mollusca; Bivalvia; Ostreida; Ostreidae
Product: CDGSH iron-sulfur domain-containing protein 3, mitochondrial-like
Exons: 3
Coding region: 72-458 (128 amino acids)
Cellular component (GO): intracellular membrane-bounded organelle
Molecular function (GO): 2 iron, 2 sulfur cluster binding
Source: RefSeq, a predicted model, not a curated record
UGCACUCGUAGCCAUUUUCAAUUUCUUUUCUACCGGAAGUAGCACAUGUUUUUGUUGUCAACAUUCGGGUGAUGUCGAACUCGGAGACAGAGACAAAAGUUGAAGAGGCAUGUAAAUAUCCGGCGGUCGCUAUGUAUGGUCCAUGCACCGUCUCUGAUCUAAAACAGGGAGAUGUCCGACUCUGGUGUGCUUGUGGCCUGAGCAAAAAACAACCCUGGUGUGAUGGGUCUCACAAAGGCACAGGAAUAAAGCCACUGAGGUGGAAAGUGUCAAAAGAACAGAGACUUUUCCAGAUAUGUGCCUGUAAGUACACCAAAGACCCACCCUUCUGUGAUGCCACACACACAAAUCUACCCUGUCAAGUGUUACAGCGACAGGAAGUGUGUCCACGGCAACAAGACAAUCACAAUAGCAACAGUAAACUGUGUACAGGAUGUGGCUGGGUUCCAGAUUUUUGAUUGAUUUAUACCUCAUACUCUUCUCUGUGAUAUUAUUAUAUUAAUGUUAUACAUGUAGUUUGUCAUGCAUGCCAAACCAUAUAAAGCUAGUUUUUUACAUAAACUUGUUGUC